AUGGCAAAGGUGCAGGAAAAUUGGCGCGACGUUAUUGCCGAUAGGCUGCGGGAGCGGAAUAAAAACGAAUCGGCACGCUUUGCUGAUAUUAUACAUUAUAACAACCGCCUGUUCGAUACGGCCGCCAAACUGCGACAGGAAAAUUUGGAUUUGAAAAUUGAUCGAAAAAUACGGGACAGUGUAAAUGUGGCGGGAACGGCCGGUGGCAGUGGCACCGGUUUCGGGACGGACGUUGCCUCCAUAACAAACGCACAAAUACAAUCGCUCGAAAAGAAGGUGCUUGCCCAGCAGGAAGAGCUGACCGAACUGCACAAACGAAAGGGCGAACACUCGCAAAUGGUGAUCACCCUGAACCAGAAGCUGUCCGAUUUGCAGCGGCUGCUGGCUGAGAAAGAGCGAACACUGGCCGAAAAAGCGGCCCUGUGCGUCGCGUUGAAAGAAGAGCUGGACGAGCUGAAAGCAUCACACGUAACGAUAAAAGAUGAAUCGCUAGCAUCGCAAUUGCGCGCCAAUACGGCCGAAGACAAGUUGCGCACAGUGCAGGACGAAAACACCAAGCUGCUUAACCUGCUCAUGGAAUACAAAUCACGCGAUGCCGAGAUUAUGAACAAGGAAAACGAUAAGUUUGUAAAGGAGAAAAAGGCACGCAUCGAAAGUGAGCUCGAGCGGGCAAUACGGGACAUUCCGGGCCCGUCCUCGCUCGGACCCGAUCUCGAUCGGUUCGAUGUGGACGAUCUGCCGGAAGGGGUGGAGUUUAAGUUUGACGCUCACGAUGGUGAGGUAAAUGCGGUACGCUGGAGUCCGAUUGACCGUAUCGUGGCUACUGGUGGUGCGGACCGGAAAGUGAAGCUGUGGGACGUGGGAAAAGGUGUCUGUGAACAGCGUGGUGUGCUAGUGGGCAGCAAUCAAGGGAUUAAUUCAGUUGAAUUUGAUACGACUGGUUCCAUGAUUUUGGCUGCUUCCAACGAUUCUGCCAGCCGGAUGUGGUCCGUCGUUGAUCAUCGAUUAAGGCAUACCUUAACGGGACACAGCGGAAAGGUACUAGCAGCCAAGUUUCUUGGUUCCGCUUUCCUCGUCACAGGAAGCCACGAUCGAACGCUCAAAAUAUGGGACCUCAAAAAUCGUUCAUGUACCGAAACCAAGUUUGCCGGUUCGAGCUGCAACGAUCUAGUCACGACGGAUAGUUUCUCCUACAUUAGCGGACACGUGGACAAGAAGAUACGCUUCUGGGAUGUGCGGACGGCAGAGUGUACCGCGAACGACAUACCACUGCAGGGAAAAAUUACCUCGCUCGAUCUGUCCAAGGAUGGGAAGUUUUUGCUAAGCUGCGUACGGGACGAUACGAUCAACCUGCUAGAUUUACGCCAGAACCGCAUCGUGCGCACAUUUCGUAACGAUAACUUUAAGGUUGGAUGCGAUUGGUCGAGGGUAGCGUUCAGUCCAUCCUGCUCUCGGAUAGCGGCCGGAUCGGCUGAUGGAUCCGUUUAUAUUUGGAACAUUAAUGGACCACUGGAGACGGUACUGAAGGAUCCCAAGACUACUGAUCGGAAUUGGUUUUUUCACAGUGGAAACGGUGCGGCAGUCACGGCCGUCAGCUGGCAUCCGUUCAGCUCCACCCUGGCGUCGGUCGAUCGGGCCAAAAAGUGUACGAUCUGGUCGAAUGCCUAA
Messenger RNA from Anopheles maculipalpis, 1668 nucleotides. RefSeq names its product autophagy-related protein 16-1 (gene Atg16). The record is from RefSeq and is a predicted model, not a curated record. Gene Ontology annotation, biological process: autophagosome assembly. Lineage: Eukaryota; Metazoa; Arthropoda; Insecta; Diptera; Culicidae. Gene Ontology annotation, cellular component: autophagosome membrane. Gene Ontology annotation, molecular function: protein binding. The transcript has 7 exons. Bases 1 to 1668 code for a protein of 555 amino acids.